Molecule: messenger RNA, 594 nt
Organism: Pestalotiopsis fici W106-1
Lineage: Eukaryota; Fungi; Ascomycota; Sordariomycetes; Amphisphaeriales; Sporocadaceae
Exons: 1
Coding region: 1-594 (197 amino acids)
Source: RefSeq, a predicted model, not a curated record
AUGACUUCCUUCCCUCCGCCACGACGUAGCCGCCAGUCGUGCAGCAAGUCGGAAGACCGACGUCACAUUAUUGCCGCGGAUGAGCCCAAUGAAAUAUCAGACUACCAGCAGUUCAUCCAGCGCGCUCUUGAACAAGAAUAUUGGGACCAGGACCCGAAGCGACGCGGCGGCGGCAUCACCAGCCACCCUGGUCGGAGGAGUUUGACGCCGGUACACCCAGAUCUCAGCGGCCACGUGUGCACGUUACAGCGCUCGGGGACGUUUGGGGGGUCUCGGAGGGAGUCUAGGAGGGAGAGAUCGCGCUCCGUGAUGAGGGAGGAUGCCUGGAAGCGGGCGAGCUGCUACAGUUAUCAGUCCCGCGACAGCACACGGAACAAUACCAACAACAGUAACAACAAUAAACGGCCGUCGUACGUUGGCGUGGAGCCAACAUUUGAGCCGGGCUAUACGCCUCCACCGCCUAGAGAUUUACGCAAGAGCACAAGUGCCGCCAAGCGGAUGUCGGAUUACUUUAGGCCACACAGAGACAUGAUAAACGAGUACGAGGUGCCAGAUAAUGAGCGUCUGAGCCUCUCGCUAUUCUCGGUGUUAUGA